Molecule: messenger RNA, 1266 nt
Organism: Aspergillus niger
Lineage: Eukaryota; Fungi; Ascomycota; Eurotiomycetes; Eurotiales; Aspergillaceae
Exons: 8
Coding region: 1-1266 (421 amino acids)
Source: RefSeq, a predicted model, not a curated record
AUGCUUUGGUCAAUCGUCACAACGAUGAAAGUCCCUACUCCGUCUAGUUGGGAAUCAAAGCUGAAUGAACUAUAUAAGUCAACGAACAACAUAGUUUCCCACGACCAGGAUGACAUAAGAGUCGACGCUUCUGAGCUGGUCAUUCAGCAUGAGAAGCUGCCUAACAACCCUUUAAAGCCGGUUCCGAACAAACCCAUGCAAAUGCUGAAAGGGUCCGGAAAAUCUCCUAGAAGUGCCAAAAGAACAGCAGUUGAGGGCCAGCAGACAUUUUCGAUAAUAAGGGCGCCAAGGAAGUACUCGAUGUCAUGGUUUUCGAAGCACGCUAUAUAUUCGUUCAAUGAUCAAAUAGGAUCUCCAGAAGAUCGACUACAGAGGCUUCCAAGAGGGCCAACAACUAUUGUGGUUGUUCUGCGCAUACAUGCAUUUGUUGUGCGCGAAGGUCGUCAUCUGGAAUUUGAAUGGACGUUGCUUCCAUCCCAGAAACGCCUCACAAUCUUCAGGAGUAGCUGGGUUGAAGAUAAGCGUGUGCUUGUGGAAUGGCGGUUGCGAAACCUUACUGGGCGGGAAUUGGACCUCACAGACUGGAGACCAAAACACACAGAGAACACUACCAGGUACUCGUGUCGGGCUUCAUUGAGCUAUGGAAUCAUGAUGAUCCCGCAGCAGCCGAUCCUUUUCACAACCUGUCGGGUCAUGGUGAUGAAAAGAAACCCAGAAACUAAUUAUGAUUCUGAGACUGAUUUUGACAACUCGACAGCAGCCCGGCCUCUAAUGCCACUGGGAGGGGUGUACACGUACGGAACCUUUGACUAUCAAUAUCCUGGAUCCAUCAGCUAUCAGAUCAACAUCCUGGUCAACCAGCAUCAGUCCCGAUUGUCCAGUGUCGCAUUCGAAUCAGUUGUACAGAUGGGUAUGCAGAACCACGGGACUGACUUGAUUUGUAGCAUGAAUUUCAGCCCGACCUCUGAUGCCAUUGGAAAGGGUGUACAUAUACUAGCUUGUCCCCCAAAUAACCUACUUUUGGAGGCGAAGGCUCUUCUCGAUGAUACCCGCGUCACUGACGUCAUUAUCAUGGCGGCGAUCCCAGCAACAAUGUGUACCUUCAGCAUGACAGACUACAUUAUUACCAUUAACAAGAAAGUAACAAGCCUAAGCAGCACAAUAUCUCAAAUAUGGAUGUUGAAAUGGUCUGCAGCUGGAAGAGACCAAAGCAAUGCUACAGCACUAGCUGGUGUUCCUUUCGAGAACUGGACAUCCCCAGCUUAA